This is a messenger RNA of Dermacentor silvarum, 954 nucleotides long. RefSeq lists its product as uncharacterized. The coding region runs from base 1 to 954 and encodes 317 amino acids. Lineage: Eukaryota; Metazoa; Arthropoda; Arachnida; Ixodida; Ixodidae. The transcript has 2 exons. The record is from RefSeq and is a predicted model, not a curated record.
AUGCCGGACACCAUGUUUGGUUUCCGAAAGCAACUGAGCAUGCAGUACGUGCUCAUACAGAUCAAAGAAGAGGUCAUGAAACAGACCACGAGGCACUCAUCACGCGCCAUAUUGGCGCUUGACCUCAAGGGAGCAUAUGACAACGUCUCCCACGUUAGCAUCCUGACCAACCUUCAGAGCACUGGCUGUGCAGAACGGGCGUAUAACUACGUACGAGGUUUUCUAACAGAUCGGAAAGCAAGAAUCAGAGUGGGGGAGGAAGUAUCCCCGUUUAUCGAGUUGGGCACUAGGGGGACCCCUCAAGGCUCGGUCAUUUCGUCCCUGUUGUUGAACAAGGCACUCCUGAACCUGCCCAAGGAGCUCGAAGCGAUUCAAGGCUUGUGGCACGCGCUCUACGCCGACAACGUCUCGCUCUGGACGACGAAGGCUGGAUCCCACGGAUGGAUGCAAGACGCGCUGCAGACGGCGGCGGAAGUGGUGGACAAAUAUGCCAAGGAAUGCGGCCUAAGAUGCUCGCCGCAAAAGUCGGAACAGGUGGUAGUCAGGGAGCGGGCGCCGAAAAGACUCAAGGAAGACAUUAGAGUGGUGCUAGACGAAGAAAACAUUUUGCCGGGCACCAGUGUGAGGAUCCUGGGACUGGUGAUACAAGCAAACAACAAGGCGGAAGCGUCUCUGCUCAGGCACCUCAUCGACCCGAUGACGAGCAAGAGCGAGACGAACAGGAGUAUGGCUCGGACCUUGAACAAUUACGAUGGGGACAUCGAGAAAUUAUUGGGAGACUUGGAAAACAAAUACACCAAGACGGAGAAUAGCAAGGAUCGGCCGGGACCGUACCGAGGCCUCCCCAACGAGGAAUUGGACAAGCACUUCACGAGCCCGAAACUAAGAAUUGCCAUAGCAGUGAGCAACCAGAAGAGCGCUGGGGGCCGGACGCCAUCGUGUACCGACUACUGA